AUGAUACUUUCAGCUCUUUUAACUUCAGUUGGAAUCAAUCUUGGAUUGUGUUUGCUGUUUUUCACUUUGUAUUCAAUAUUGAGGAAGCAACCUGGCAAUGUGUACGUGUAUGCACCUCGCUUGGUUGAUAAAGAGAAAUCUGAGGAACAGGACAGUGAUGAUUUUGAUUUGGAAAGGUUAUUACCUACUGCUGGUUGGGUUAGAAAUGCUUGGCAGCUUUCUGAAGAUGAAAUCUUGUCGAUUUCAGGGUUAGAUGGUCUUGUCUUCAUUCGUAUCUUUACCUUCAGCUUGAAAGUGUUCACAGUUGCUGGGGUUAUCGGAAUCCUUAUCCUUCUUCCAGUUAAUUAUUUCGGGAAUCAACUAAAUGAUGAUUUUGACAAUUUGCCAAACAAGUCUUUGGAUUCGUUCAGUAUAUCAAAUGUCAAUGAUGGUUCAAACAGAGAAAGAAUGCUACUGAGUGAGGAGAAUGAGGGCAUUGUAAAUGGAGGAUUAGAUAUCCUCAAAUGGAAAGAGGAGAAUAUCAUAGCUAACCCAAAUCAGUUUACAAUAUUAGUCCGCAGUAUCCCUUCCUCAUCUGGAAGAAGCUUCAGUGAAACCGUUGAGAGUUUUUUCACUGAGUAUCAUCCGUCUACUUAUCUUUCACAUUCAGUGGUUUGUCGAACAAGAAAAAUUCGAGAUCUCAUUGUAAGCAUUCUGGGUGAAGUGCAGACUACUUCACUAAUUUCGGUCCACUGUGAUCACAUACACUUCAGAACCAUAAGUGAUGUGGAGAAGUUGUGUAGAAAGCUUGGGCGCUUGAAAUUGAAUACUCAUAGUGAGCAAAAUUUUAAACGUGAUGGCUUUUUAGGACUGUUUGGACGUAAAGUUAAUCUUUUAGAUCACUAUGAAAAGAAGUUGGAAGAUAUGGAAGAGAAUUUGAGGAUGGAGCGAAAUUUAUUGGCUGGAGAGGAAGUUCCAGCCGCUUUUGUUUCAUUCAAGUCACGAUUUGGUGCUGCAGUAGCCUUGCACAUCCAACAGGGGGUCAAUCCCACAGAGUGGGUCACUGAGCGAGCUCCUGAUCCUCAGGAUGUUCAUUGGCCUUUCUUUUCUGCAUCGUUCAUUAAAAGAUGGAUCUUCAAACUGGUUGUGUUUGCUGCAUCUCUUGCUCUUAUUGUACUUUUCCUUAUUCCGGUUGUGAUAGUGCAAGGUCUUGCUAAUCUCGAUCAGUUGGAGAUAUGGUUUCCUUUUCUGAAAGGCAUACUGAGCCUGUAA
Dovyalis caffra is the source of this 1251-nucleotide messenger RNA. Lineage: Eukaryota; Viridiplantae; Streptophyta; Magnoliopsida; Malpighiales; Salicaceae. The record is from the annotation of a GenBank genome assembly.